AUGGUUGACUCGUUGGAUGUGUCGGAACUCAUGUCGUUCUGGGAAGUGGUGAUGUUCAAAAACUCGUGGAUGAUCUGGCGACGUUUCGAGCGGAUCACAAUGUCAGUGGAGCUCUUCGGGUGGAAAGCACUACACGAAAAGAUGUAUCCGUUGACGGACCAAGUCGUUGUGAAGAUGGACUCACUCAAGUUCGACGUCUCCAUGCUAACUGACUAUGAUCCCGACUACAUAUGCAGAAUGCUCCAGCCAUUCUCUGGCCGUUUACUUGAAGAGGUGACCAAGUCAUGCCUUGAAAUCUGUCUUGAUCCGAUCGAAAUUGUCUACAUCUUGUGUACUUUAGCAUGGCACGUUGAAGUUCCGUGUAAACCAGUGAGUUCGAGAAACACAAUCAUAGCGGAACUCUAUCGAGAGCGGAUCUCUGACGAUUUACACAAUCACUACACAUUCGUCACAAAAACUCCUAAUUAUGCUGCUCGUCUUAUAAAAAUUAUGUCCAUAGUGCACUGUAUAGAGAAUAUUCACUACGAACGGUCAAAAGUGAUGGAGCUGGCGCGCAUAUUCGACGUUUUCAAGAUAGAACUCACCGAGAAAGGGUUCUUCUACUGCUGA
This is a messenger RNA of Cooperia oncophora, 609 nucleotides long. Lineage: Eukaryota; Metazoa; Nematoda; Chromadorea; Rhabditida; Trichostrongylidae. The record is from the annotation of a GenBank genome assembly.